Messenger RNA from Xiphias gladius (swordfish), 1843 nucleotides. RefSeq names its product voltage-dependent calcium channel gamma-6 subunit-like. Lineage: Eukaryota; Metazoa; Chordata; Actinopteri; Istiophoriformes; Xiphiidae. Gene Ontology annotation, molecular function: calcium channel regulator activity. Gene Ontology annotation, cellular component: membrane; L-type voltage-gated calcium channel complex. Gene Ontology annotation, biological process: regulation of calcium ion transmembrane transport via high voltage-gated calcium channel. Bases 654 to 1517 code for a protein of 287 amino acids. The transcript has 7 exons. The record is from RefSeq and is a predicted model, not a curated record.
UGCCACUUUUCCAGCGUGUCCAAUUGGAUGCCUUAUAAGGAGAGCCGUGAUCGGUUCCGAUGAGAAACAUCCCUUCUUUCACUCCUGACCUCUACCUCUACUGACCUUCAGCGGAUACACUUUUCUAAACAUCUACUUUUCUCUGUGAUUUUCUUUUUUUCACGAUGAUUCAUUUAUCCGUUUCGCAGCUUUCGUCAUCCAAGCCACCAUUUUUAUCAAGCUUUUUCUCGAGAGGAGGCUGACUCCUGCCGUUUCCCGAUAAAGUUUUCAGAGACAUUGUAUGUUUAGUUGCUGGAACCGAGGAGACUGCUUGGGCUUCCAUUUUUUCCGCUAUUUUUCUAUCGCGCUUUUUUCUGUUAGUUCUUAUUAUACAGUCGUUUUCUUUUCUCAGUUUCUAUCUUUCUACCUCUUUGCUGCGCUCCUUCCUUUCUGUCAGAUACACCGGUGCAACAUUAUUUUACUUCAGCUGCUUUUCAUUGUUUUCUUUUUGGGCACCAACUGAGAAUACACAGCAAUUUCCCUGCUUUUGUUCCCAUCUUUAAUUUUUUAUUGCUGGAGUUUUACCAUCCCCGUAGAAGGCAGAGCUCAUAGCAAGCUUGGUUACCAAAGUGAAUCCCAAUUGGCUGUCUUAGUUGUUUUCCGUUUUGGACAAAAUGUGGUCUACUUUUUUUGUGACCGAUGAGGAGGGCCACACGGUGGCCCCGGUGGCACCGGGAGCAGUGGUAGGGGCUUCACCAGGAGCAGCGGCCCAGGGUGCGGGGGGCCUGGCCAGCCUGAUGAGCGGACGCAGUACGUUUGGGGGGAACAAGCGCCGCAGGACAACGACAGCGGGACACACCAUGAGUGAGGCCCAGGAAGGAAAGAUCAAGUUGGCGUUCUUUGUGGCCAUCGUGGGUGUAGUCCUGACAGUGCUCGGGGUGGGGACAGAGUUCUGGGUGGAGCUGGCCCCCCCGAAGAGUUUCUAUAACAAUCAGACAUGCCUGACAGCUCACUACGGCCUGUGGAAGGGCUGCACCAAGACCCUAUGGGUGGCUGAUAUCGACCCAGAGAGAGCGAGCUGUGGCCCCGCCGAACUGCCCGGAGAAUCAAACUGCACCUACUUCAAGUUCUUCACCACGGGGGAAAAUGCUGUGAUGUUUCAGAAGACAACGCAGAAGAAUCUGAAUGUAGCGGCUGCCAUGUUGGCCAUGUUCAGCCUGUUCCUCAUGGUGAUGGGGGCCAUAUGCAUCACCAUGUCUCUCAGUAAAGAAAUCCUGUUCUUCCUCAAGCCGGCAUCAGUCUGCUUCAUUCUGUCAGGCGUCCUGGUGCUUCUCUCUCUCCUGGUUUUCCACCAGUCAGUCCUGGCCUUCCUGGCCAGCGACCACACGGUUCCCCUCCACCACGAGCUCUCCUGGUCAGUGUCGUGCAUCGGCUGUGCGGGGGCCGUCCUCAUCGUGGGCGGGAUCCUCUUCCUGCUGCUAGUGCUGCCCUACAGCCUCUGGCAGAGGUGUCUCCCUCAGAAGGACAGCAGCAGCUAGUGGCCCGGCGGUGGUGUUGCACUUUAUGUUUCCCAAAGACGUCUUAGCAAACGGAUUUUUCUGAAUAUCUAUGGGCAUGUGCAAAAUUUGCAAUCGACUUACCCACCAAUGAGAACUGUCACGAGAAGGAUCAAAUAUCUACUUCUUAAAUGGGUCACUGUUAAAGGAUUCACUCAUAGAUCCCAUGAUCCAAAUCUGUUCUUUUCACAACAAUAUUAUUGGUUAGAGUAAAAAAAACCCUCUAUAUUUUGUUAAAUUUGCAACCAAGCAGGUGAUUUCGAUCCCUGAGCUGCACAGUAUAUACGGGUAAAAGUCAAUAUCAGAUC